Manis pentadactyla (Chinese pangolin) is the source of this 2745-nucleotide messenger RNA. RefSeq names its product cerebellar degeneration related protein 2 (gene CDR2). The transcript has 6 exons. The record is from RefSeq and is a predicted model, not a curated record. The coding region runs from base 285 to 1688 and encodes 467 amino acids. Lineage: Eukaryota; Metazoa; Chordata; Mammalia; Pholidota; Manidae.
AGUGCCACGUUGGGCUGGGCUGCGGCUUGAGGAGCCGCUCGGGGCGCCGGCCCUGGCGUUCGCGCCGGGGUGAGGGCCGUUGGGGCUGUUGGGCGGCGCGAGGAGAGUCGGGAAGCCGGUCCGCGGCGUGCACUGCGGGCUGCCCCGCGGCGGCGGCAUCAGGGCGCAUCGCGUCCCGCCCGAGGGCGGCUCUGGCUGAGGGCGGAGGAGCCGGCGGAGAGCCCGGGGCAGCGGCUGAGGCGGGGCGGCGGCGGGGGCCACUGCCCCCGGAAGAGCCGGCUGAGAUGCUGGCGGAAAACCUGGUGGAGGAAUUUGAGAUGAAGGAGGAUGAGCCGUGGUAUGACCACCAGGACCUGCAACAAGAUCUCCAGCUUGCUGCUGAACUCGGGAAAACAUUGCUGGAUCGGAACACAGAGUUGGAGGAUUCGCUUCAGCAUAUGUACACAACCAAUCAGGAGCAGUUACAGGAGAUUGAGAGGUUCUCACUGAGUUCUUCCACUCUUCUCUCAAGUCUGUAUCUAACCAAGCAGGUGGAGCUUCUACGACAGAUGAAUGAACAGCAUGUCAAGGUUUAUGAGCAGUUAGAUGUCACAGCAAGGGAACUGGAAGAAACAAAUCAAAAGCUAGUUGCUGACAGCAAAGCCUCGCAGCAAAAGAUUCUGAGUCUGACUGAAACAAUCGAGUGCCUGCAAACCAACAUUGAUCACCUUCAGAGCCAAGUGGAGGAGUUGAAGUUGCCCAGCCAAGGGAAGAGUCAGGGGAAAUGCACCCAAAAGUCAGCACCCAGCUUCUCGUGUCUGAAGGAACUCUAUGACCUCCGCCAACACUUUGUGUAUGAUCAUGUGUUUGCCGAGAAGAUCACUUCCUUGCAAAGUCAGCAAAGCCCUGGUGAAGAAGAAAACGAGCAUUUGAAGAAGACAGUGACAAUGUUACAGGCCCAGCUGAGCCUGGAGAGGCAGAAGCGAGUGACUGUGGAGGAGGAAUAUGGGCUUGUGCUGAAGGAGAACAGCGACCUGGAGCAGCAGCUGGGGGCCAUGGAUGCCUACCGAGCUCGGGCGCUGGAAUUGGAGGCUGAGGUGGCGGAGAUGCGGCAGGUGUUGCAGUCAGAGCAUCCUUUCAUGAAUGGGGUUGAGAGGCUGGUGCCAGACUCUCUGUUUGUUCCUUUCAAAGAAUCUGGCCAGAGCCUGCUGGAGGAGAUGCUCCCGACUGGGCCGGAAGCACACAGGAAGCCUCUCAAGCGCAGCAGCAGUGAGUCAGUGCUAAGCAGCUUGACAGGUGGGGACAUCAUGAAGGGCCAUGAGGAGACCUGCAUCCGGAGGGCCAAGGCUGUGAAGCAGAGGGGCAUCUCCCUUCUGCAUGAAGUGGACACUCAGUACAGUGCCCUGAAGGUGAAGUAUGAAGAGCUGCUGAAGAAGUGCCAGCAGGAAGAGGACUCCCUGUCCCACAAGGCCGUGCAGACCUCCAGGACUCUGGCCAGGGACCCAGCUGGAAUGAAUGCCCAGUCUGAGCCUGGCACCAGCAGCUGGGAACUGGCCUCUGUUACCCCAGAGCCCAUCGGUUCCCCCCCCACCACAACACCUCCAGAAUAUAAAGCUCUUUUUAAGGAGAUCUUUAGUUGCAUCAAGAAAACUAAGCAGGAAAUAGAUGAACAGAGAACAAAAUACCAAUCUCUCUCUUCUCAUUCCUAAUUGAACCUCCAGCACUACUACUAAUUUGCAUACUUUCUGUCACAUCUCUGUCCCACUCACAUGAGUGUUUGUGGACCCCAAAGCCUCAUGUUUCUCAUGACUAUUGCCUCGUUGCUUUGCUUAUUUAGCAAAUGCAUACAGCAAGAAAAGAAGGUACCUACUGGUGUCAGGUCUGUAAUCCAGUUCUGAUUAAGCUCCUCAGGAAACCCCUUGACAAGCUGGCUUCUGGCUGGUGCACUGAUGAGGCUGCGACUCCUUGAAAAGCCCAGAACCAGUGGAGGAAAGAUUUGUGCUCCUGGAGAAGUAGGCCUGAAGUUACUAUAGUAUAUAGUAUAGUGUAGACUAGUUAGGGAUAAAGGGCAGAGCUGAAACAAAGCUGAGGCACUUUCUACUGCCUUCUUGCUUAACUUCUCGAAACUAUGUAGAAGUCGGAUGACUGCCAAACUAAAAUGUCUUUUGCAAAUACUGUUGGGAUACUGUGAAUUCAUUAAGAAGAAUGUUCAGGAGAAAGCAGGGGUCUAAUACAAAAUAAAUGGCAUUAACAAAUCCUCUAAGCCUUCGAGUUUUGUUACAUCUACUACCAGUGGCACUGUGGCAGACAGGUAAUCCUAACAUAUCUAAAUCCAAUGGAAUAUCAAACUGAAAGGGCAAGCUCUGCACUGACCUAAGUUAGCUUGUUAGCAUAUUAGGGCCUCCACCCCCACAUUCAAAUGUUCUUCCUCAAAGCAGUAGUGGUUAGGGUAGGCAAAUACGUAAAUCUAUUCUUAAAUUUAAACUAAAGAGGCAAAAUCAAACUCCUUAACUCCUCUUGUGUUGUCUGAGCUAACCUACCAGCCACAAGCUGCUCUUGCUUAUUUCCUAUCAUUCCUGUAAAUAUUUUUACUUGCUGCAGAAUUCCUGUCUGCUACUAUAUUCAGCAGUAUCGAUGUGCUGAUUGUGGAAGUAUACUCAUCCUCUCACCCGUACUUUUAAUUUAAAACUAUUUAAGAAAACAGGUUCCAGUUAUUGUAUAUAUUUUUCUAAAAACUGAAUAAAACUGUCAAUGAAAAUGAACAAA